Molecule: messenger RNA, 3627 nt
Organism: Amaranthus tricolor (Joseph's coat)
Lineage: Eukaryota; Viridiplantae; Streptophyta; Magnoliopsida; Caryophyllales; Amaranthaceae
Product: late embryogenesis abundant protein D-34-like
Exons: 3
Coding region: 2773-3537 (254 amino acids)
Source: RefSeq, a predicted model, not a curated record
UUUGAAACAAGGAAAAUUAAGAAAGAUAUGUUGAUUGAACAACUUAAAAAUGGCUGAACCAAAGGUUUAAUUUCGAUACAGAAUUCACCACGAAAUUUCGAUACAGAACCCAUUUGAGCCAAAAAUAAAUAUUAGACUUAAAAGAAAAUUACAACUCAACUAACUAAACAUGAGACAUGAUUAAGCUUGAUCCUAAAACCUGGCUUAAUCAUCUCUAAGACUUUUUAUUGUAAAAGAAAACAAACAGACUCAAAUAUUCGAAAUAAAAUAAAAGACUUAAAUAAUAAUACGACACAAAAGAGAAGACUUAGUUUAUGACUACGAAAUUAAAGGACUUCAGUUUUGGACCUUAAAUUUGAGCGUCUUUCAAUUGAUGUAUCAUUAUAUUGAUCUUGACUAGCUCAGGAGAACUAGAUGUAGGUGAUCCUACAUCAGGCUCAUCACGUUCUAAAGGAUUUAGUGAUAACAAUUGUAUGGGAUCAAUUCCUAGUCCUGUUAAAAAGUAUGUGAUUCCAGUAAAACGAGUUAAUAAUUACAGGACAUUUGAAUGUAGCAUAAGUAAAAGUUUUAUUCUUAAUCCAACUAAAACUUAUGUAAUCCAAGCUAAAUGGGGUUUGAUAUCUCCGAAAAUGCUAAGCUCAUAUGAUGAAAGCAGUAAGAAAUCAAAGAGAAAUAAGUCUGAGAAUACUUUACAGGGAGAUGGUAUGAAAAGUAUGUUGUCCUCCGAAGUAUGGGCAGGACCGACUUUUUGGAAAGCACCCACACCAAAUAGUUUGCCCAUGCCCAAAUUUUUAGAAAGAUCUCGUUAUUUUCAGUUCAAGUAUGUUCGUAAUGUUGAAAAUACUUUACAUGUAAGAUAAGAUUCUACAUCGUUAAAAUAGUAGAUAGUGGACUUGUAUAUAUAAAAACUGUUUUGAGAACUAUCUGUUUAAGGGAAAAUCUUCACCAAUUGCUAUUUGCUAUGGCUAGUCUUGAUCUCAUCUGCUUGCUCAUGCCUAGAUUUGAUGUAAAACCUGAGAGUUUAUAGACUUGUGAUAAUGUGUCUGUCUUAGUGUCUGUUUUAGUGUCUAAUUUGAAAUCUAGGGUGAAGUUGGAGAUAAUGUCUAAGUCGACCCCAGUUUCUAUAAUGACGAUGUGUCUCUUACCAAGACUCUAUAUAGGAUCCUUAAUUUUGAUCAUUUCUGAAAAAUACAACCUCAAAAUAAGAAGCUCACAUUCUUAUUUUUUACUUUACUUUCAAUAAAAUAGGCUUUAGCCUAUAUAUCUAAUGUGUCUCUCGGAGAGACCGUCUCCCUUAACGAUUUGUGAAUUCUUAGUAUAUUUUGUAAUCUUGUUAGCGUAGAUGGAUCUCGUUGUUUUUAGUUCAAGUUUGUUUGUUGACACUUUGAUUUUAUAAUGUUUAUGUUUUAGAUGUGUUAUCAUUCUUUUUGAGGUUUUUGAAUUGAAAUUUAUAAUACUAAUUAGUUUAUUAUCUGAUUGUAUUAAAAUUAGUUAUCACUAAAAAAGGUUAUACAUAUUUGUAUCUUAUAAUUUCAUAUUUAUGCUAAGACUCCUAAAAAUGCUUGAAAUGAUCUCAAUAAUAAAUUUUUUGUCAGAGCAAGCGCCAAAUCUCACCCUCAUGUGGAGGGUGUUUGGAGUGCCGUAUUGAGGGUGCAACGAAAAACAAGAGUUGGUGUUGCAAGGCAGCAACGCUCACAAGGUCAGAGAGCCCAGAUGAAGGCCGCUCAACUAGUCGAGCAGGGUUGGCUCGGUCGAGCAGAUCAACUAAAGUUGAACAGAAAGAUCAAUAGGCACUGGAUUGGCGCUCGACUGGUCGAGCGACUUAUCAGACAACAAAAUAUCACGUGUUCUGUUUUGUUAUAGAUUUUCCUUGGGCUUCAAGGGUUUGGUCCUAGGGCUUCUAAUAUGUGUUAGGCUAUAUAAGAGAGCCUUAGAAAGAUACACUAGAGAAACUAGGGCAUUGGCCAUUAGAGUGUCUUUUUUGUAUUAGUGUCAUUUGUAGAGUUUUACCAUUAAAUGUGAAAACUUUGUGGGUUAACAGUGAACUCUUGACUAUUGUAAGUUGAGUCAUUCGUGUAAUUGUGGUUAUAUUAAUGAUAAGAUACUUUAUUGAGAUGGAGGUAUCAUUAGAUACCUCUUAAAUACAUUAUGUUGCUUGUUUGAUUUUUCUCUUGUUUAUCCUUUGUUUUUCUACUCAUUUUCUAACCAUUAUUGUACCAUUGUUGGAGUUCGAGUCAUUCUCUUUAUUUUUUAAAUUUGAAAAUUUAAAUCUAACAUGGACUAAGUUUUUUCAUUAUGGAGCACGCAAUAGGAUAUCCCCACAACCAACUAAAGCGAAUUAAUUUUUCUUAUAGAUAAAUGAUGAAAAUCCUCCGUUAACUAUUAUGUUAAUCUGCUUAAAAAAAAAAUAAAAAUACAAGAAUAUCAUAUUAAAAAAAUGCAAUAUAGGAAAGAAAAGAGAACAAAACCACAAGAAGCCUAUGAAACAGGACAACUGAAAUUGCAAUCUAAUUACAAAAGUAAAUAUCCACUUCUAAAUAUAAACAUAUAUAAAUUUAAACCUAUAAAAUUAUCAAUUAUGAGUUGGAAUUCGAUGCCUAAAAUUAAAUUACCCAAAAUGUUUAAGAUAUUAGACAUUUCACAAAAUCUCUAGCAUAUAAUCAUAAUAUAGAUCUUUUUUCUUCAAAAAACAAAAAUUGAUUAUUUCAUUUUUUUUUUUUUACAAAUUUCUCAUGAAUUUUUACAUUAUAAAGAACCAUAAAAUUAAAUAAAAUGGCUACAGAACAACCUCCACCAGAGAAUGAACAGCCCAUAAAAUAUGGUGACGUAUUCUUUGUCUCGGACCAAGUUGCAAAUAAGCCCAUUUUACCAGAAGAUGCGGCGGCCAUGGAGGCUGGAGAGCGAGCUGUUUUGGGCCAAAGCCCACUUUUUGGCCCAGCUUCUAUUAUGAAAUACGCAGCUUCAAUUAACGUAGAAUCUGGACAUGUUGGCCCAAAUUCGAUUUCAAAUGAAGGUGUUAAGGUCACUGAUUCUGAUAUGAAUGGUAUCCGGGUUGUCACUGAAUCCGUUAACGAUGAGGUAGUAGGGCAAUACGUUGAACCGGAUUUUACAGGCGUAAGUGUGGGUCAUGGAGCACCAACACUAGAUAGAGAAUCUAUCACAAUUGGAGAAGCCUUAGAAGCCGUGGCUCUUUCUGCCGGAGACCACCCUGUCGAUAGUGCCGAUGCAGCCGCCAUAGAGGCUGCUGAGAAAAGAGCUCUCGGUGUCGACACCUUACCCAAGGGUGGUCUCGGAGAGGAAGCCCAUCAGGCAGCUGAAUUUAACGCCAAAAUAUUACAAGUUGAAAUUAGGACUACUAUGGACGACAUUCUUAGGGAUGCAAGUGAAAAAUUGUUGGCAGAUAAGGCAGUAACACAAGAAGAUGCAAGAGCAAUAUUAGAAGCAGAGGCCCAAAAUGAUCCAGCCCAUGCAGUAACUGCUGGGGGAGUUGGUGAAAUGAUGUCUGCAGCUGCAAAUAUAAAUGAUCCUCAUUCCUAACAUUUCUUGCAUUAUACCAUCUUUUUAUUUAUUGCUUUGGUCUUAAUCUAUACUGCUUUUCUAUUUUAGUGUUUAAUUACUCGAUAUGAA